GCCUGCCUAGCAGUAGCGCAAAACACAGGGCGUCCUGAAGCAGUCACCACAUUGUUGAAGAGUGCGCGACACCGCCGUUUCUUCCGUAGACCAAAGCAACAGGAGCACGGUCUCUCCAAGCGGCAAUUAUCUUCCCUACGUAUUCGAAUAUGACGGGAUCUACAGACGUGCGCAACCCGGUGGUCCUCUGGGCCCAACGCAGGGACUGUGUCUACAUCACGAUCGCGGUCGAGGAUUGUAAGAACGCUGAUCUGAAGAUCGAGGCUGACAAGGUCCUUUUCAAGGGGGACGGAGGCGACAAACUACACUACGCGUGUGCUCUGAACUUGAACAACAAAGUCAAGAACGACGAAAGCAAGUUCGUCGUGCGCGACAGAAACAUCGAAGUACUCCUGAAGAAAGAAGAGGAACAAUAUUGGCCGCGACUCCUUAAGGAGUCCACCAAAAUGCAUUGGCUCCGAGUCGAUUUCAACAAAUGGAGGGAUGAAGACGAGUCCGAUGAUGAGCUCGGUGGUGGUGGCGGAGGAAACUUCGAGGACAUGAUGCGCCAGAUGGGCGGUCUCGGUGGCGGUGCCGGUAUGGGAGGUUUCGAUGGAGCCGAAGAAGAAGAUUCCGACGACGAUGAACUGCCUGAUCUAGAAUCAGCUAAGGAUAACAAGGAGGAGGAGAGGAAAGAAUAGUCACGCAGUUCAUGCUACUCUAAAUACAUCGUCGCAGGAGAGUCAGUCGGUAUGCUUCACCAGGGAGGCCUGGUCAUGAACAUGUUGUAAAUACACUCUCACCGCAGUUUCGCCCUAAUAGUUUCCUUCACUGUAAUAAACUACCCAGCGGAAAGACUUUCCUU
Molecule: messenger RNA, 844 nt
Organism: Galendromus occidentalis (western predatory mite)
Lineage: Eukaryota; Metazoa; Arthropoda; Arachnida; Mesostigmata; Phytoseiidae
Product: cytosolic prostaglandin E synthase
Exons: 2
Coding region: 150-680 (176 amino acids)
Biological process (GO): protein folding; chaperone-mediated protein complex assembly
Cellular component (GO): nucleus; cytosol
Molecular function (GO): protein-folding chaperone binding; Hsp90 protein binding
Source: RefSeq, a predicted model, not a curated record